AUGUCGUCCUCCGUACUUAAUUCUAAUUACCGGAGCUUUCUCGCACGUACUUCACCUCGUGUCCCUGUUCGUUAUCAUACUCAGCUAAGUGGAGCGUCCUCUUCUUCAACGGUAGAAGUAGUGAGAAGGCCUCACAUCGUCCUCGGAGAUAUUUGGAGCUCUUCGAUAGGGACAGAUGAUAGCUCAGGCUACCUUUAUUUCCAAUACAAUGAGCUAGUAUUGCCGCACAAGAGGCACCCACUGACUCAAAAGAUUGAGCAAUUGGCUGAGGAGCACAGUGGGUUGAAUAGCCUGACAAGUUCAGAUCUUUCUCCAGAUAGCUGGUUUUCUGUAGCGUGGUAUCCCAUUUAUCCAAUUCCAUCAGUGAAAGGCAUGAAGAAGGAGUUAUCUGCUGCUUUCCUAACGUACCAUAAGUUGAAACCAGACUUUCCAGAAAUAUUUGUUGAGGAUGAUAAGAAGGGGAAAGGGAGUGGAAAGUCAAGUGAAGUAGUUGUGUUUCCUCCAUUUGGAGCAAUGACUUACAAGGCAGUUGGUAACGUGUGGAAAAUGCCUGGGACAUCAGAUCAUGAAGAUAGAAAGAAGUAUGAAGAAGCUGCUUCCUCGUGGGUGGAAAAACUCAGCUUCACUCACAGUGAUUACAAUUUCUUUUCCAAUUGCAUGCGCUAUGGCAACCCGCGUUGGUGGAGCGAUGCUACUGGUGGUUACCUCUGA
Messenger RNA from Eruca vesicaria subsp. sativa (arugula), 711 nucleotides. The record is from the annotation of a GenBank genome assembly. NCBI's taxonomy places the organism in Eukaryota, Viridiplantae, Streptophyta, Magnoliopsida, Brassicales, Brassicaceae.